Molecule: messenger RNA, 1017 nt
Organism: Mercurialis annua (annual mercury)
Lineage: Eukaryota; Viridiplantae; Streptophyta; Magnoliopsida; Malpighiales; Euphorbiaceae
Exons: 4
Coding region: 92-781 (229 amino acids)
Source: RefSeq, a predicted model, not a curated record
AAUGUGGUGAUAUGAAAAUAAAACGCCACGUCUAAAACAACGCACAAACUCAAAAUCCCCAAAUUGUAUUUUCUAGGGUUUCUAGCAAAUCAUGGCUAAGGAAGGCCACAUCGUGUCGGAGUUGAUGGAGUCAUACAUUGUUGUUGAUAAUGAAGGCCUUGCCGUUUACGAAUCACCGUCGCUGAAGCGAAAGGCUGCUUUUGACGAUAGUUCUGAUACUGACGAGGAGAAGAAAGACAAGAGCGAUGGUGAUGCUGCUGCUUCUGAAGGCGGCGAAGAUGUUGCUGCUUCUGAAGGCGGCGAAGAUGCUGCUGCUUUUGAAGGCGGCGAAGAUGCUGCUGCUUCUGAAGGCGGCGAAGAUGAUGGUGCUUCUGAGGGCACGGAGGAAGAAGAAAGGGAAAUGCAGGAGUAUCGGAGAAUUCUGGAGGAGUCUGAUGGUUUUGAUAUCGGAAAAGCUCCCACAAAGAAUUAUAUUGGUGGUAGAGCCGAGCUUGUUGUGAAAGAUUUGGAAGAUGCUCGUACCACGGACUGCAUUGAGGCUGUCAAUGUAGCAAUUGAGCUAGAGAACGAGGAGGGGGCAAAUUUGGAAUUUGUGGAGGUAAUCAAGGCAAAUUGGACAGGAUUUACUUAUUAUUGGGUAACCUUUACAGCUAGAAACAAGACUACUGGAAAGGUGGACACUUAUCAAUCGAAGAUCUAUAACAAUUUGGCUGAUGGCCAGAUUGAAGUCGAUUCAUUCAAUCUUAAACCAAGUAGAGAUAGUACAGCUAUCCAAGCUUAAUUGUAUUCAUCAAGAUGACAGAAGAUGCUUUUGAAUUAUGGACGUCAGACAGAUUUCUAUUUAGGUUGUAUAUAUACUUUUGCUGAUGACCAUAUCUAUGACUUCCAUAGGAGUUUAUUUGUGAUGUGUAUUCAGAUGGCAUAUCAUAGUUCUACAUUUUGCAAGACUUUGUGGAAGUUAUUAACUUUAUCCGAUUUGAACUUAUUAUCUAUAUUAAAUAUUUAUGUUUUAGACGA